UAUUUAAUGCAACGAACUAAUAUUUGUUUUCAGAUAAAUCGCAGAGUACUGAACAAUCUCUUCAAAAAGGAAAAAAAAGUGAUAGUAGCCCAACCUAGACCAUCUCCAUCUUCUUCAAAUUUCCCAAAACAGAGCAACAACCAUUGUAUCAUCAAUUGAUCAACACACCAAAAGAGAGAGGAUGUACAAGUCGAAGCUGCAGGAGCUGUGCCAGCAGAGGAAAUGGCGCUUGCCCGAGUACAACGCCAAAAAGCUUGGGAUCGACCACAACCCUCGCUUCUCAGCCUCCGUCACCAUAAACGGCGUCGCCUUCGACACAGUACAACUCUUCAGGUCCUCCAAGGAAGCCCAAAACGACGCCGCUAGACUUGCCUUCGCUCACUUCUCUGAUCCGCAACCCAGACAUACCAAUCGCAGUCCCAGCACUUCCUCAUUCCCUCAACCUUCUCUUCCCGCUUCCUCAGCACUUCCUUCAACAGCGGGCACCAAUUUGACUGAUACACAUGACACAAAACAGACAUUGCAACCAGAGAUUCAAGAAACACAUGAAACUUCUUACGUGCCAGUUCAGUUCAGUGGUAUAGCAUCAGGUGGCAAUUUUCAGGCAAAUGGCAGCACAUUGGGUAUUGAAGAUGGUAAUCGAUUGAGAGCACUUCCUUCAACAACGGGGGCCAAUUUGCCUGAUACACAUGUCACAAAGCAAACAUUGCAACCAGAGAUUCAAGAAGCACAUGAAAUUUCUUACAUGCCAGUUCAGUUCAGUGGUAUAGCAUCAGGUGGCAAUUCUCAGGCGAAUGGCAGCACAUUGGGUAUUGAAGAUGGUAAUCGAUUGAGAGCACUUCCUUCAACAGCGGCCACCAAUUUGACUGGUACACAUGACACAAAACAGACAUUGCAACCAAAGAUUCAAGAAACACAUGAAACUUCUUACGUGCCAGUUCAGUUUAGUGGUAUAGCAUCAUGUGGCAAUUCUCAGGCGAAUGGCAGCACAUUGGAUAUUGAAGAUGGUAAUCGAUUGAGAGCACUUCCUUCAACAACGGGUGCCAAUUUGCCUGAUACACAUGACACACAACAGACAUUGCAACCAGAGGUUCAAGAAACACAUGAAACUUCUUACGUGCCAGUUCAGUUCAGUAGUAUAGCAUCAGGUGGCAAUUUUCAGGCAAAUGGCAGCACAUUGGGUAUUGAAGAUGGUAAUCGAUUGAGAGCGCUUCCUUCAACAACGGGCGCCAAUUUGCCUGAUACACAUAACACAAAACAGACAUUGCAACCAAAGAUUCAAGAAGCACAUGAAACUUCUUACAUGCCAGUUCAGUUCAGUGGUAUAGCAUCAGGUGGCAAUUCUCAGGCGAAUGGCAGCACAUUGGGUAUUGAAGAUGGUAAUCGAUUGAGAGCACUUCCUUCAACAGCGGGCACCAAUUUGACUGGUACACAUGACACAAAACAGACAUUGCAACCAAAGACUCAAGAAACACAUGAAACUUCUUACGUGCCAGUUCAGUUCAGUGGUAUAGCAUCAUGUGGCAAUUCUCAGGCGAAUGGCAGCACAUUGGGUAUUGAAGAUGGUAAUCGAUUGAGAGCACUUCCUUCAACAACGGGUGCCAAUUUGCCUGAUACACAUGACACACAACAGACUUUGCAACCAGAGAUUCAAGAAACACAUGAAACUUCUUAUGUGCCAGUUCAGUUCAGUGGUAUAGCAUCAGGUGGCAAUUCUCAGGCGAAUGGCAGCACGUUGGGUAUUGAAGAUGGUAAUCAAUUGAGAGCACUUCCUUCAACAGCGGGCACCAAUUUGACUGGUACACAUGACACAAAACAGACAUUGCAACCAAAGAUUCAAGAAACACAUUACGUGCCAGUUCAGUUCAGUGGUAUAGCAUCAAGUGGCAAUUCUCAGGCGAAUGGCAGCACAUUGGGUAUUGAAGAUGUUAAUCGAUUGAGAGCACUUCCUUCAACAGCGGGCACCAAUUUGACUGGUACACAUUACACAGAACAGACAUUGCAACCAAAGAAUCAAGAAACACAUGAAACUUCUUUCGUGCCAGUUCAGUUCAGUGGUAUAGCAUCAUGUGGCAAAUCUCAGGCGAAUGGCAGCACAUUGGUUAUUGAAGAUGGUAAUCGAUUGAGAGAUAUACAGCAUUUGUACAAGAGCCAACUGCAGACUUACGCACAAAAGAGAAAUCUUCUUCUACCUAUGUACACUUGUGAGUGGGAAGGUCCGCCUCAUGCCAGUCGUUUCAAGUGUAGGGUAACUGUUGAUGAACAUACCUAUGAGGGUCAAGAGUUUCUUCCUACAAUGAAGGAAGCUGAACAUGCAGUUGCAAAAAUUGCUUUGAUGUCCCUGUUGCCAAAUGGAAUACAAGAGGAUUAUAUCGGUUUAUACAAAAACGUUUUACAAGAAUUAAUCCAGAAAGAAGGUUUUUCUAUGCCAGUCUAUAGCACAAAGAAUUUUGGCAAAGUUCAUGUGCCAAUUUUUGUUUCAACUGUGGAGAUAGAAGGAGAAACUUUUACAGGUUCAGAAGCAAGAAGCAAGAAGCAGGCAGAGAUGAGUGCGGCAAAGGUUGCGUACCAUACCUUGAGAGAGCGUAAGAGUAAAUCAAGUAAGAUCCCUUUGGUCUGCCCCCCUGCUCAGAAGGGGCUAGAAACGCCAGAGAUCUUAUCUUCAAGCUUUCAGUCAAACCUAGCUACUGAUUUACAACAAGGCAGGCCUAACGCCACCAUGAUCGUAAGUCCGAGUGCGAUUACUGGGGAACAGAUGAUGGAGAAUAGUGUAACUGCAGAAGGGAACAGUCAUCAUCCUGAUGGUCUUAUGACAAGCAGUGGAUUCUCGUCUUCUGACAUUCUGUAUGGCCGUGCGCAGGAGUCAAACAGUUCUAGCCUCUCUGUGUCCCGAAAUGGCUCUUCUUCAACUUUGCCUUCUGAUGCCUCCACUAACUUAGCUAUGGACUCUACUCUUGAGCCACCAGCUAAAAGGAUUAUGUAUAACAAGGUUUCUGUUUAUCCAUACAAGUCAGAUAUGAAAUUUCCUGAGGGAAACACUGUGCUGCCCACGAGUGAUGAAAAGUGGGUUGCUUUGUCGCACACCUGAAGGAACGGAUAUAUAGGCUUUCUCUGUUCCUAGUUUAACGGGCAAUGCCCAUAGUUUCACUAAGUAAAUUGCUUAUAAUGUUGUUGCUUUGCUCACGUUCAUGAACUCUGCUGCAAAUGGUUUGUUAAUAUAAUAUAGACGUCUCCUUUCUGAGUUCUAUA
Molecule: messenger RNA, 3249 nt
Organism: Prunus avium (sweet cherry)
Lineage: Eukaryota; Viridiplantae; Streptophyta; Magnoliopsida; Rosales; Rosaceae
Source: RefSeq, a predicted model, not a curated record